UUACAAAACAUCUGAAAGUUGUGCAAAACGUUCGGCGGGCAUACAAGUUUAGCGUACUAGGUGUAGGUAUUGCGAGGUCGACCGUCGCGACGCCAAAUACUGCCGGUUAACUAAUCAGUCUACUACUUAUUCGGCCACCUGAAAGUCAAGCUUUUUGAGUUAUGGUAGUCGUUAUUUAUAAACGUAAAUUUUAAAAAUGUACGCGCGUUGAGUGAUCGGGAAAAGGGGGUUAAUUAAGUUGAUUUUUAGAAUGUGAGUGCUCGACGUAUUUAUGAUCUUCGAUUUCAUUUUUAAAUAAGUUACGCUCAAAAUAAACGUGCGUUUAAGAUGUAAUUAGAUUCCACGUGCGUUUUUUUUUCGUAAGCGCUCCAACGAAAUGACAGAUUUGCCGUGCGAAUGUUUACACGACCGUCGUCGCCUACGUCCUUUUGACUAUUUGAAAAUUGGGGUGCGUCGAUAAGGAUGACGAACAGAGUGCAAAUGCGCAACGCGGCGAAAACGCGCCACCCCAGUCUGGAGAUGCCCGAUCCGGAGGUGGUCAAAAAGAAGCACCAGGACAUGCUGUCGAGAGCGAAAAGUAAAUUUUUCAACAUCAGCGACGCGUUAAGAACGAACAAGAUGUUAAACGGCGAGUCGGACCAAUCCCAUCGCAAGUCUCGGACGCAAGCAACUCUGGAUUACUUCUUUAAACCCUGUCCGGGUAAAAAUGAGCGUAAUCACAUUCUGGCAAACGCAAGGGUGCAGGAGAGUCCCAAGCGGGGCUCGUGUCUGUACAAGCAGAACUCGGUCGGUUCGUAUCCCAUCAGAGUCGAAAUUUCCGCGGCAGAUGUGCUGGAUAAUUUAAGCUCUAUGAGACCGUCGUCGCUUCCGUCUGACAAAUGUGAUGAAUUACGGGAAACCGCCGCUUUGGCACUCGAACGUCCGCGUAAGAAGUUAUCCUUCCGCGAGCCCGAAAUAUCCGGUUACGCUACCCAGACUCGUAAAACAAGCUUCAAAAAGCCCAAUGGCGUACACGAUUUAAAACGUAGCAUUAGCGCAAGUAACGGCUUACUUCGUUCCGCUAAUAGCUGGGACGAUUUCGAUUUAGAGGUAGACCAUCAAAGAAAGAGUCAGGCGAUGAGGGUGGUUAGGACCGUAGGACAAGCAUUCGAAGUGUGCCAUAAAUUAUCAAUAAACGCCCCCGAGCCCGAACCCCCGGACCAGGACGAACAGGACACCCUUACGCAGGAUUUAGUCAGCGAUCGUGUUAGCGAUAUUGUUAGCGAUAAACCUAAGAAAGAUUAUCUUUCGGAAACAACCAGCGACAGAAAUUCGUUACCGGCCGAAGAACACAUGCUGCUGGACGACUUAAACGGAACCGAGAGUCUCAGGACUGUCAAAACGCAAAUCGAGAAGCAUUCGCCGCCUCCAUCGUCCAAUAGCUCGAAAAAGCAGCAGUUGAUAUCUGGGGAGACGUUUAUAUCCCCCUUAGGUGACGCGUUCCUGACGAGUGGAAGCGGAAGCGGAACCACCUUAUUCUCGUCGGGGAGCGCCUUAACUGCCCAACACGAAAUACAGCUCCUCAAAGAGCAGCUCGAUCAGCAAAAUCAGCAAACGCAAGCUGCCGUUGCCCAGCUGCAGCUGAUUAGAGAACAACUCGCAGCCGAGCAGGGUGCCCGAGUCGAAGCGCAGGCUAGAACACACCAACUCUUGGUACAGAACAAGGAGCUGCUCGAUCACAUCGCCGCGCUCGUUGCGCAUCUACAGGGCGGAGAGAAAACUUCGGCCCAAUCACAUACGGGUCCGCACGUUGCAAUGCCACAGCAUCAGCAGAGCCAGGGGAGCGGGGAUGGUUACGUUCUCGAAUGCCCUGACAGCUCGCAACUGGAGCAAAACUCAGUUUAUCAGCAGUUAGGUAUACAGCCUCAAGGUCUGAUAGAGAAUCGAAUGGUAACGUCGUGCCUACCUUCGUCUCCAUUACGAACAACUUUUAAUCCAUCGGGUCAAGUUUUCAACUUCGCCUACCCACCUCCGCCAGAGCCAUCAUUCGAAACGCAGCUGCUGCAGAGGCUACAAUCCCUCAGCGGUUACACGCCACCGUAUCCCUUCAACUAUCCGACCUUAAUGCAGCAAAACCUCUACAACCCAGCGCUGAUGAACAGCACCUACCAACUGCAACCGCCGCCUCAAAAGAAAUUCUCGCACUCUCCCUUAAUGCAGCCAUACACGCACUCCGGAAGUCCGGUUUUGGAAAGAAGAGUCAGUCCAGCACGCUCGAGCGCCGACUAUCAACUUCAGCAGGACCAAAUGAACCACAACCAAUUGCAAGUCAACCAGAGCGCUCAACGAUUAUCGCCGGGAUCGCAGACGCAGCCUCCCACCUCGCCCACAGUGCAAAGGCGCGAGCCACAGUACAUCAAGCCGCUUUCGCAGCUGGGAACCCUAACGACCACCGACGUACAGGGGAGGGUACGCGUAAUCGUACCGGUUCCUUCCGGUUCGCGAGAGGACGACACCGGAAACCUACUAGCCUCGCUGCGAAUCGGCGACGAGUUUAGGCCGUCGAUCACGCGAUCGACAAGCGAAAAGGUGCCGAACAGAAGUGAACUGAUGUCCCAGGUACAACGGACUGCCUGGGCGCGGCACACAACCAAAUAAAUAUAACUUUUACAAUGUAGAUUUUUAGGUGUGUUUCAUGUUCAUCAAAGUGCAAGACUCGGAUAUGUGACGAAACUGAGUGUACUAGUCAAUUAUAGUGAGACACGGUGAACCAUCAGAAAAUCGUUUAAUUUCUGAUCUGUAAGUAGCUCGUGUGAUUCCAUCACCUACUAAAUGUAUAUAAUGGUGCUUAACUUCUUCUCAUAAUCCCUCCAUUCUGAUAGUUGCGGACCUUCUGAUAUCAAAUGUAGGAGCUUUUCCGUGGUUUAUAAUGGUUGGCACUGUUUUUCCAAAAAUUAUCUCCAGUAUUUACUACUUAUUUAAUUUAGUAUGUAAUUUAUUUACUAUUUAAUCUAAGUUUGUAUAAAUAAUAUGUUAAAAGUAUUAGUUGUUUAUACAUUCGAACUGAUUUAUUUUAAAAGAUGUGAAAAGGGAAAUAAAAAUUGAAAGACUU
Messenger RNA from Photinus pyralis (common eastern firefly), 3091 nucleotides. RefSeq names its product carboxyl-terminal PDZ ligand of neuronal nitric oxide synthase protein. Lineage: Eukaryota; Metazoa; Arthropoda; Insecta; Coleoptera; Lampyridae. The record is from RefSeq and is a predicted model, not a curated record. Bases 463 to 2637 code for a protein of 724 amino acids. The transcript has 6 exons. Gene Ontology annotation, molecular function: nitric-oxide synthase binding.